AUGUCAGAGGAGGAAGAAUCUCCGUUUUCUCAAGACCUCAGGGUGCAGUAUUUAGGCGAGAGACUGUGCCGGAUGCUCAAAGUCAAAACUGAUACAUGGGAAAAAUGUGUCAACCUUGAAAAAAACAAAACACAUUUUACAAUGUUUUUCGAAUCACGUAUUAGAUUGUUAUUUUUCAGCUUGACUGCGUCCAAUGCUCUUACUGUUUCUACUGAGGCAUGUCCUCUUUCUAAACACAAGGAAGUUUACAUUCUCAAGAAAGAAAAUGUCCCCAUCCUCCCAGAAAACUGUAGAGGUUCUGUACUCUUUGGGGUGCUCUCACCCACCGUUCUGCCACAGCUGUCAGACACCAUGGAGAAUGUCUGUCUGCCGCUUCUAUCAAACAAGAAGAAUCACCUGAUGUGGCCGAAUUCAGUAUCGCAGGAUGUGACACAACACAUUGAGAAUUUGCAAAGCAAGGUGUCCGUGGUGACGGGAGAGUUAAACGGGAAAACCAUCCUUCCCAUUCCUGCCAUCCAAGAGUGGAUAGAGCACUGUCAAGAGGCAACUAUCACACUACAAGACAGUCACAAUAGAGCCGUGAUACAUGCAAUUGAGUCAAUGGUCAUCAGCUGGACGCACAUGAUCCAUAAAGUCUUGCAGGCUGAUUCGGCUGAAUUGAUUGAGAAGGGGCUGAACCCUGGACCAAAAGCUGAACUUGACUUCUGGAGGUCCAGGAAAGCGAACAUACAAAGCAUUCACGAACAGCUUCAGAAUCCUUGUGUUAGGAAAAUGAGGAGGAUUCUGGAAAUAAUAGACAGCAGUUAUUUCCCACCAUUCAAAGCUUUGGCGGAAAAUGUUUUUGAUGCUUUGCAGGAGGCCAGGGCUAUAGACCUUCAUUUUCAACCACUCAGAUCAGUGCUGUCUCAACUUGAAGAGCAUGAGUUCUCAUUCCUCCAUGCACUCAUUCCACCAGUCUUUCAUCUAAUAUUUCUGGUCUGGACACACUGUUCAUUCUAUCGUUCACCUGCUCGUAUCGUCGUGCUGCUGCAAGAACUCUGCAACCUCCUCAUUCAGCAGGCCACUUCAUAUCUCAGUGCAGAGGAACUGCUGAGAAUGGAGACUGAAGAUAUUUUGGAAAAGUUACAAACUGUGGUGGGAAUUUUCAGGUGUUUCAGGGAAACAUUCAAGGCCUACAGACAGAAAGUGGUUGCUUCGAUCAGUUCUUGUGCUUCACACAAGUGUUGGGAUUUCCCAUCAGCUCUCGUUUUUACUAGAUUCGAAGUCUUCUUAGCUCGGGUUUCACAGUUAAAGGCUGUUUUCUCUACCAUGUUGGAGUUCCAAAGGUUGGAGAAGCUGGUGUUUGGAGGACUCAGAGGAAGGGUUUACACUGAACAGGUCUCUCUGCUGCAUUCAGAGUUUCUCAAACUCUGUAAAGUAAUAAGAGAUCGGGAAUACAAUCCACUAGAUUUGACAUCUCAGGAUUUUGAAAAAGACUGCAAAGGUUUCCAAGAAAAAGUGGCAGACUUUGAUCAACGGCUGUCCAGCAUUCUGUGCCUAGCCUUUCAAGAUUGUUCAGGAUUGGAAUCUGUUUUCAAACUUGUUGCUGUGCUCAAACCCUUCUUGGACAGACACAUCAUAAAGGAAAAUUUUACUCCAAAUUUCAGCAAAAUAAUUCUGCUCUUUGGGGAAGAGCUGGACAAAUGCAAACACCUGUUUGCUUCUCAUCUUGAGCAGAAAAACAGCAACAAAAUAUUGUUGAGCAAGAACAUGCCGGCUAUGACGGGAGCUUUGAAAUGGACAAAAAUGCUCAGAGACAGAAUGCAAACUCCCUGGAAGAAUUUCCGAUUUGUUCUUGAUAUGAAAAUGGAAGGUGCAGAGAUGAAGUUGGUCAGUCAUAAGUACAUGGAGAUGUCCACACAUUUAGAUGAGUACGAGAAGCAGGUCUAUUUCAGCUGGUGUAAAGAUAUUGACCAGGUGUGCCAGAUGAACCUGUAUCAGCCCCUCAUCAAAAGGGAUCCCAGCACAGACCUACUGUCAGUAAACAUCAAUCAAGAGAUGAUUUGUGUGCUGAAGGAUGUGAAACAGCUGAAAAUUCUUAAUCAGAUGAACAUCCCCUUUGCUGCCUUGAAGGUUUAUGAGAAUAGAGAGAUUUUCUUUAAGAACCUUGGGAGCCUACAUUUAAUGGUGCAGUGGUACAACAAGGUGAGACAGACAACCCUUGAGGUUGAGGCUCCGCUCAUGAAGAAGGAGAUGGAGAUUAUUGACCAGCAGCUCCAUAGAGCUGAAACCAAGCUCACAUGGCAGGACCAGAACUGUUGGGACUACAUCUGCAUACUAAAGGACUCAGUCUAUCAGCUGGAGAGAAGAAUUCAGAAAGCAAAAGACAAUAUUGAGACGAUGGAAGGUCUUAUGAAUGGAUGGAGCAAACAGCCGAUGUUCUGCAGGAAAGAAAACAAGAAAGACACACUCUUGCAACUGGAAGAUAGAGCAGCAAGAGUGGAAAAAAGAUACAGCAACCUCAGGAACGAUGGAGAAACAAUCAAUAAUUUGUUACAGGAGAACAUUAUGCUCUUUGCUGCAGAUAGUUCCUCGGAUGCAUGGAAAGCUUAUUUGGAGUAUGUGGAUGAUAUGGUGGUGGAGGGGUUUUUCAGUGCAAUCACAACUUCUGUAGAGUUUUUCAUUGAUAAUACAGAGGCGUCAGGGAAACAGGCUCCCCUGUUUGAGGCUCAAAUGCUGCUAACAGGAUCCGAGAUUAUGUUUAGACCAUCUCUGGAUCGAGAUGCUGGGGAUGGACUUUAUGAAUUGGUGGAAGAAUUGCUAGGUGAUGUGUUCAAGAUGUCUGCUCAGGUGAAGAGGGUGGCACCUCACCUGGGCUUGGAGGAUUAUCAGGCUGAUGUCGAGGACAUGUUGGACCUCUUAGAUCUCAGACAGGAAGUGAUGGAUAGAGUUGAUGAUGUCAUGAAGAAAGCUUUGCAAUACCAGGAUGCAUUUAACCGCUACGCUCUCCUGUGGCUUGACGACAGGGUUGAAUUUCUUAGGCAGUUUCUCCUCUAUGGUCAUGCGCUUACAGCUCAAGAGGUGGAGGCAUAUGGAGAAGAUGCAGUUCCAGAAAAUCCUCCCACCACAGUGCAGUUCGAAGAGCAGAUGAAUCAUUAUGAAGAUCUACAUGCAGAGGUCAGCAGUUGGGAGGAUUGGCAGGUGUUUGAGGGCUGGUUUAGAGUGGAUAUCCGUUCCUUUAAGAUGAGUCUUUUAAACAUAAUCAAAAGAUGGUGCUGGAUGUUUAAGGAGCACUUGAUAUCUUAUGUUACUGGCAGUAUUGGUGAGCUAGAGGAGUUCAUUGUCCAGGCAGAAUUCAGGCUUAGAGAGCCAGUGUGCAGUGGAGACUACCAGGCUCUUGUGCAAGUAAUGGGUUACUUGCUGGCUGUCCGAAACAGGCAGACUGAUACAGACAGGCUUUUUAAACCUAUCAGUGAUGUGGUCACUCUUCUGGUGCAGUAUGGAGAAACCCUACCUGAGCAUGUUCACACACAACUUCAGGAGUUGCCAGAGAAGUGGAAUAGCAUGAAGAAGCUGGCCUGGACAGUGAAACAUGAGGUUGCUCCUCUCCAUACUGCAGAAGUGGCUGUCAUCCGCAGGAAGUGUGUGGCUUUAGAGAAAAAGCUGUAUCAGUUUCGGGAGAGGUUCAAAACAGAAGCUCCUCUCCAAUACAACACAGAAAGACCUUACACUCUCCUGGAUAAAUGUCACAGGGAGAUGGUGAUUUUAGAGGCAGAGAUGGCAGAGCUACAGGAGUCCUGUAAGCUGUUUGAAGUGAGCAGCCCUGAUUCUAAGCAACUCCGGCUUUGUCAAAGAGAGACGGCUGUUUUAAAACAGCUCUGGGAUCUGAUGCUGUAUGCUCAGUGCAGUAUAGCAGCCUGGACAGGGACAAAGUGGAGAGAGAUCAAUGUAGAACACAUGGAGACAGAGCUGAGGAGAUUUACAAAAGAAAUGUGGGUUCUUGAUAAAGAGGCCCGAGUUUGGGAUGUUUAUGAGGGUCUGGACCAUGUGCUGAGGGAUCUGUUGGCUUCUCUUAGGGCUGUAACAGAACUGCAGAACCCAGCCAUGAGAGAUAGACACUGGCUCCAGUUAGUCAGGACUACCGGGGUAAAUUUCACCCUAACUGAAGGAACGACAUUUGAAGACUUACUGGCUUUGCAGCUGCACAAAUAUGAGGAUGAGGUGUACACUACAGUUGGGAGAGCCGUCAAAGAGAUGUUCACUGAGAAGGUUUUGGCUGAAAUUACGCAAAUGUGGACACAGAUGGAGUUUUCUUAUGAAGAACAUUACCGCACUACUACGCCAAUGCUCAAAUGCAGUGACGAACUUAUAGAGAGUCUGGAGGAGAGUCAGGUGCAGCUGCAGGUGUUGCUGCACAGUAAGCAGGCAAAGUUCUUCCAUGGGCAGGUGUUGGCUUUACAAGCCCAGCUGACUCGGGCUGACUCAGUGCUGUUGCUCUGGCUGGAGGUGCAGAGAACUUGGGCUCACCUGGAGAGCAUCUUCAUGGACUCAGAAGACAUUCGCCACCAACUGCCAAAGGAGGCACAUCAGUUCAGUGGCAUUGAUUCUGACUUUAAGGACCUUAUGUUCAAAAGUGCCAAUACAAGAAGUGUAAUUAUUGCCACAAACCAGCCCAAUCUUCUACCGAAGCUUGAAGAUCUGCAAGGGAGACUUGCUGUAUGUGAGAAAGCACUAGCCAAAUACCUGGAGACCAAGAGAAUGGCUUUCCCUCGAUUCUAUUUCCUCUCCUCAGCAGAUUUACUGGACAUCCUUUCCAAGGGCAGUCAGCCCAGACAGGUAACCUGUCACCUGUCUAAGCUGUUUGACAGUAUGGCUGAUCUUGAGUUUUCUGACAAGAAGGAGGGAGGAAAGGCCCCUGCAGCAGUGGGAAUGUUCAGCAGAGACAGAGAAUAUGUUGCGUUCUAUUCGCAGUGUGACUGCAUUGGACCGGUUGAGCUCUGGCUGACCCGUCUGGAGGAUGUAAUGAGGGAGGGAAUGAGGAGGCACAUAGCUGAAGCAGUGGCCGUAUACGAGGAGCGCUUGCGGGAACACUGGGUCCUGGAGCUGCCGGCUCAGGUUGUCCUCACUGCCUCUCAGAUCUGGUGGUCCACAGACAUGAAUCUGGCAUUCGAGCAGCUGGCCGAGGGUUUUGAGAUGGCGCUCAGAGACUACAACAAGAAACAGAUUAUCCAGCUAAACUCCUUAAUAAACAUGUUAUUGGGAGAGCUGAACCCAAGUGACAGGCAGAAGAUCAUGACCCUGUGUACCAUAGAUGUUCACGCCAGAGAUGUGGUCUCCAAACUCAUCGCUCAGAAGGUGAGCAGUGCUCAGGCUUUUGCCUGGGUUUCUCAGCUCCGCCACAGCUGGGAUGAGGAGCAGAGACAUUGCUUCAUUAACAUCUGUGAUGCCCAGUUUCGCUAUUCAUAUGAGUACCUUGGAAACACACCCCGUCUGGUCAUUACACCCCUCACGGACAGGUGCUAUAUAACACUGACUCAGUCUCUACACCUGACCAUGAGUGGAGCCUCAGCAGGACCAGCUGGCACAGGAAAAACUGAAACCACUAAAGAUCUGGGCAGAGCUCUGGGGGUGAUGGUCUAUGUUUUUAACUGCUCUGAACAGAUGGAUUACAAGUCUAUAGGAAACGUCUUUAAAGGCCUGGCUCAGACCGGAGCCUGGGGCUGCUUUGAUGAAUUUAACCGGAUCGCUGUGGAAGUGCUGUCAGUCGUGGCGGUGCAGGUGAAGACCAUACAGGAUGCCAUUCGCAACAAGAGGAAGAGGUUUUUUUUUCUAGAGGAAGAGAUAAACUUGAAACCCUCUGUUGGGAUAUUUAUCACAAUGAACCCUGGAUAUACUGGACGAACUGAGCUACCAGAGAACCUCAAAGCUCUAUUCAGACCGUGUGCAAUGGUGGUACCUGACAUGGUACAGAUCUGUGAGAUCAUGAUGAUGUCUGAGGGAUUUCAGAAUGCUCAAGUUCUGGGCAACAAGUUCAUCACUCUGUACAGGCUCUGUAAGGAGCUGCUCUCUAAACAGGACCACUAUGACUGGGGCUUGCGGGCUGUCAAACCUGUCCUGGUAGUUGCUGGAGCUCUCAAAAGAGCAGAUCGGACCAGACCAGAAGAUCAGGUGUUGAUGCAGGCUCUGAGAGAUUUCAACAUGCCAAAGAUUGUCUCUGAGGAUGUUCCAGUAUUCCUUGGUCUGAUUAGAGAUUUGUUUCCUGGAGUGGAGGUGGACAGGGGAACUGAUGAUGAGUUUGAGCAGCAGGUCCGGCAGACGAGUCUAGAGUUGAAGCUCCAACCUGAAGACACAUUCAUUUUGAAAGUUGUACAGCUUGAGGAGCUUCUAUCUGUUCAUCACUCAGUCUUUGUUGUUGGUAAUGCUGGAACAGGAAAGAGCCAGAUCCUGAGAACUCUUUACAAAACCUACAACAAUAUGGGAAGGAAACCUGUCUGGAAUGAUCUGAACCCAAAAGCAAUAAGCACAGAUGAACUCUUUGGAUUCUUUCAUCCAGUUACUCGGGAAUGGAAAGAUGGUUUAUUGUCACAUUUCAUGCGUGAUCAGGCAGGCAACUCUCAGUCAGGGCCGAAGUGGAUUGUUCUGGAUGGAGACAUUGACCCCAUGUGGAUUGAGUCUCUCAACACUGUCAUGGAUGACAACAAGGUUCUUACUCUGGCCAAUAAUGAACGCAUCCCUCUCACCUCCUCGAUGAGACUUUUGUUUGAGAUCAGCCACCUGAAACAUGCCACGCCUGCCACCGUGUCCCGCGCAGGCAUCCUGCACAUCAAUCCUCAAGAGCUUAGCUGGAACCUAUGUGUUACAAGCUGGAUUGAUAGAAGGGAGAAACAGACAGAGAGAGCACACCUGACCAUUCUGUUUGACAAAUACGUCCCUUGCUGUAUAGAAAAAAUGAGAAGCUCCUUCAAGACAAUUACUCCUAUUCUCGAGCACAGCAUGGUUCAGACUCUGUGCUCACUGCUGGAUUGUCUGUUAACUCCUGAGAACAUUCCGGCAGACUCUCCUCGAGAAGUCUAUGAGACAUACUUUGUGUUUGCCUGUGUGUGGGCUUUUGGUGGAGCCACAUACAAGGAUCAGCUUCAUGAUUAUCAGGCAGAGUUCAGUCAGUGGUGGACCAAAGAGAUGAAGACUGUAAAGUUUCCUGUCCAGGGAUCUGUGUUCGACUACUACUUAGAUCCCCAUGCCAGACGUUUUCUGCCGUGGACUGAUAGGAUGCCGACAUUUCAAAUGGAGCCUGAUACACAUGUACAGGCUGUGUUAGUACCUACAGUCGAGACGAUCAGACUGCAGUAUUUUAUGGGCAUGUUGCUGGAGACUUCUCAGCCUCUCAUGCUGGUUGGUGGAGCAGGCACAGGGAAGUCUGCUCUGGUCAAGAACCUUCUAGAAACACUACCAGAGAGCUUCAUAACCACAAAAGUUCCCCUUCACUUCUAUACCACUGCAUCUAUGCUGCAGAAUGCAAUGGAGAAACCUUUGGAGAGGAAGGCUGGUAGGAGUUAUUCUCCCCCUGGAAACAAGAGACUCAUCUAUUUCAUUGAUGACAUUAACAUGGCAGCUGUGGACAGUUAUGGGACAUCUCAGCCACACACUCUCAUUCGUCAGCAUCUGGAUUACAAGCACUGGUAUGACAGCAAAAUGUUAACAAUGAAAGAAAUACACAAUACCCAUUACAUCUCUUGUAUGAAUCCAACAUCAGGAAGUUUUACAAUUAACCCCAGACUACAGAGGCAUUUCACAGUGUUUGCGGUCAACACACCCACCAGUGAGACCCUCAGCUCCAUCUUCGGCUCCAUCCUGAACUUCCACCUGCAGUGGUGGCCAUUUAGCCCGGCUGUGGUGAGGAAUGGUCCAGUCGUGGUGCAGUCAACACUAACCCUCCAUGACAGAGUGCUCCAGCACUUCCUCCCCACUGCCACAAAGUUCUACCACCUCUUCAACCUGUGGGAUCUCACUCGGCUGUUCCAGGGUCUUCUGUUUUCUAGGCCAGAGUGUACUAGACAGGGUUCUGAUCUGGUUCAACUUUGGAUCCAUGAAUCCAGCAGAGUGUAUUCUGAUCGGUUUUCAGAGCUGUCCGAUCUGCAAUUAUUCCGCAGGUUGCAGAGAGAUGUCGCUCGACAGGCCUAUGAGGAAAUGCAGGAGGAUGCAGUGUUUCAGGAGCCUCUUAUAUACCUGCACAGCAGUGUGGGGUCUGAAGAACCUUCCUAUAGACCAGUAGCUGGAUGGGAGCUGCUCCGCUGUAUCCUUACUGAAGCUCUGGACAGCUACAAUGAGCUUCACUCUGCCAUGAACCUGGUGCUGUUCCAGGAAGCCAUGCAGCAUGUGUGUCGAAUCAGUCGCAUCCUGGCAUGUCCUAGAGGCCACGCCCUGCUCGUAGGUGUUGGCGGCAGUGGCAAACAAAGCCUGACCCGCCUUGCCGCCCACCUCUCCAACAUGGAUGUGUUCCAGCCCACCCUCAGCAAGGGCUACAGCAUACAGGACCUGAAGGGAGAUCUGGCCAGACUGUACGUGAAGACAGGGGUUAAAAACGUCCCCACAGUGCUGCUCCUCACAGACGCUCAGAUCCCAGAGGAGUGUUUCCUCGUCAUCAUCAGCACCCUGCUCUCGUCAGGUGAAAUUCCUGAUCUGUUGAGUGAAGAGGAGGUGGAUGGUGUUAGGAAAGCUGUAAAGAGUGAGGUGGGGGAAUUGGGUCUGCUGGACACCAUUGAGAACUGCUGGAGCUUUUUUAUUAAUCGAGUGCGAAAACAACUCAAGGUUGUGCUCUGCAUGUCUCCAGUAGGUAACCGUCUGCGUGUACGUGUGCGCCGUUUUCCAGCUCUGUUGAGGUGCACCACUCUGGACUGGUUCCAGGAGUGGCCUCUGGAGGCCCUACAGUCUGUCAGCUUGAGGUUCCUGCAGGACAUCCCAGGCAUUCAGCCGGCUGUUCGAGAAUCUAUCAGUCUUUUCAUGGCCCAUGCUCAUGUGAGUGUCAAGCAGGUUAGUGAGCAUUACUGCCGCAAUGAGAAGAGGCACAACUACAGCACUCCCAAGAGCUUCCUGGAGCAGCUGAGACUUUACGAGAGUCUGCUGAGAAAGAGAGAAAGGGAGCUACAGCUGAGACAUGACAGGCUUCAGUCUGGCCUUCAGAAACUCAAGACAACUGCUUCUCAGGUGGAGGAUCUGACAGUCAAGUUGAACUCACAGGAAGUGGAGCUGACACUGAAGAACCAGGCCACUGAGGCUCUCAUGACCAGGAUCGGCCUGCAGACAGAGAGAGUGAGCCAGAAGAGGAAGGACGCUGAUCUAGAGGAGCAAAAGGUAGCUGCCAUGCAAGCCGAGGUGUCUCGUAGACUGAGAGACUGUCAAAGUGAUCUUGCUAAAGCUGAACCUGCUUUAGAGGCUGCUACAGCUGCUCUACAAACACUUAACAAGGUAAAUCUAACAGAGUUAAAGACGUUCCCCAAUCCCUCAGAGGCUGUGAUCAAUGUUACAGCUGCUGUGAUGGUGCUGUUGGCUCCACGCGGGCGAAUUCCAAAAGACCGUGGGUGGAAGGCUGCCAGAGUCUUCAUGGGCAAGGUUGAUGACUUUCUUCAGGCAUUGCUUUCUUAUAAUAAGGAGCACAUCCCUGAGUCAUGUCUAAGCGUUGUGAAACAGGAAUACCUGAGAAAGCCUGAAUUCCAUCCCGACUAUGUCCGGACUAAGUCAUAUGCAGCAGCAGGACUUUGUGCUUGGGCCAUCAAUAUAGUGCGCUACUACGAGGUGUACUGUGAAGUUGCACCAAAGCGCCUGGCUCUGGCACAAGCCAAUACGGAACUAGAAGCUGCUACCACAAAACUGCUCAGUGUUAGAAAGAAACUGGAAGAUCUGGACAGGCACCUGCAAAGCCUAACAGCUCAGUUUGAGAGGGCGGCAGCUGAGAAGUUAUACUGCCAGGAGGAAGUGACACACACCAGCCAGACCAUUGAUCUGGCCAAUCGACUGGUGGGAGGCCUCCAGGCAGAAAAUGUGCGUUGGUCGGAGGCAGAGCUGGAGUUGGAGUCUCAACUGAAGACUGUGUGUGGUGAUGUUCUUCUGGCAGCUGUCUUUGUGUCCUACGCUGGCUACUUCACACAGCCGUACCGUCAACAGCUCUUCCACAGCAUGCUGAUUCCUUUUCUCCAAGAUCUUAGAACCCCUAUCCCACUGACAGACUGUCUGGAUCCUGUACUUAUGCUGACUGACCAGGGCACUGUGGCAGCCUGGCAGAACCAGGGCCUGCCAGCUGAUCAGCUGUCCGUUGAAAAUGCAGCCAUCCUGAUGGCGAGCCAGCGCUGGCCUCUGCUCGUGGAUCCUCAGCAGCAGGCCAGCAAGUGGAUCCGAAACCUGUACGGGCCCGAUUUGAGGGUGCUGCAGUAUGGCCAGAAAGGGUAUCUGGAUGUUAUUGAGCAGGCUUUAGCCUGUGGUGAGGUGGUCUUGAUUGAAAACAUGAAGGAGACAUUGGACCCUCUCCUGGAGCCACUGCUUGGAAGACAAACCAUAAAGAAAGGAAGGUACAUUAGACUGGGUGACAAAGUGUGUGAGUAUAAUAGUGGUUUCCGUCUCCUUCUACAUACUAAACAAGCCAACCCUCACUUUCCCCCGGAGCUUCAGGCCCAGACCACACUUAUAAACUUUACAGUGACACACGCUGGUCUGGAGGAGCAGCUUCUGGGACAGGUGGUAACACACGAGAGGCCCGAACUGGAGAUGAUGAAGUUGGAAUUGAGCACUCAGCAGAACUUGUGUCAGAUUGAGCUAAAGAGACUGGAGGAUGAGUUACUGUGUAGACUGUCCGCAGCAGAGGGGAACUUCCUUCGAGAUACAGCUUUAGUGGAACAGCUAGAAUACACUAAGAGCACAGCCAAACACAUCCACAACAAGGCUAUUGCAGCUCGAGAGAAUGAGAUAAAGAUCAAUGAAGCACGAAAUCUGUACCGGCCAGCAGCAGAGAGAGCUACACUACUCUACUUCACUAUCAAAGAACUACACAACAUCAACCCUAUGUACCAGUACUCCCUCAAGGCCUUCAACAAAGUGUUCCUCAAUGCCAUUGAGAGAGCUCCACAAGAUGAAGACGUGUCAGUGCAUGUUGUGUCUCUCAGUGAGGCCAUCACCCACUCAGCACUCCAGUACACCUGCCAGGGGCUCUUCCAGAGGGACCGUCUCACCUUCCUUACCCACACCGCCCUCCAGAUUCUCCUGAUGAGAGGAUCUAUCGAAGGUGAGGACCUGGAGCUUCUAUUGCGAUGUCCUGUAGAAGUUUGUCAGAGCAGUCCAAUCAACUUCCUGUCUCCACAGGCAUGGGGUACCAUUAGGAGCUUGUCCAUGCUGGAUGAGUUCAGUGGUCUGGACAGGGAUGUGGAAGGCUCUGCCAAACGCUGGAGGAAGAUAAUAGAGUCAGAGUGUCCAGAAAGAGAACGUUUCCCUCAGGACUGGAAAAACAAGAGCCCCCUCCAGAGACUCAUCAUUCUCAGAGCCAUUCGGCCUGACAGGAUGACCCAUGCUCUCAGAAAUUUUAUUGAAGAGAGUUUGGGCUCCAGCUAUGUGGAUGUUGGUCGGAUGGAGUUUGAAAAGUGUUUUGAGGAGUGCGCUCCUUCCACACCAGUGUUCUUUAUCCUAUCUCCUGGAGUCAACCCCCUGAAGGAUGUAGAAACACUUGGCCUGAAGCUGGGCUUUAGCACAGAGCAGAGCAACCUCCAUAAUGUGUCCUUGGGUCAAGGACAGGAGAUGGUGGCUGAGAAUGCUUUGGAGAUUGCAGCUGUGAGAGGACAUUGGGUCAUUCUGCAGAAUGUUCACUUGAUGGCACGAUGGUUGGGUCAUCUGGAAGAACUAUUGGAGAAAACAGGCAGCCAUGCUCACUCAAACUACAGAGUGUUUUUGAGUGGAGAACCAGCAGCCAGUCCUCAUGAGCACCUCAUUCCUUGCACCAUCCUGGAGAAUGCUCUCAAACUCACAACUGAACCACCCACUGGCAUGAACUCCAGCUUGCAUGCUGCUCUGGACAACUUCACCCAGGAUACUCUUGAAAUGUGUUCUCAUGAGCAGGAGUUUAAAAGACUCCUUUUCUCAGUGUGUUACUUCCAUGCCUGUGUAAGUGAGAGGAGGAAGUUUGGGCCACAGGGCUGGAACCACAGAUACCCAUUCAAUAGUGGAGAUCUGACCAUCUCCAUCAGUGUGCUGUACAACUACCUGGAAACAAAUGCUAAGGUACCAUGGGAGGAUCUGUGCUAUCUGUUUGGAGAAAUCAUAUAUGGAGGACACAUCACUGAUGAGUGGGACAGGAGACUCUGUCGUACAUACCUGCAGGAGUUCAUCAAUCCCAAGAUGUUUGAAGGGGAGCUGUUCCUUUGUCCCAGCUUUCCAGCUCCUCCAGAUUUGGACUACACUGGAUAUCAAAGCUAUGUGGAUGAGAUGUUACCUGUGGAGAGUCCUGGUCUUUAUAGCAUGCACCCUAAUGCUGAGAUUGAGUUCAUGGCAGCCACAUCUGAUGCUCUCUUUAAAACCCUGUUGGAACUCCAGCCCAGUGACUCAUCUACAGGAGAGGGAGCAACACAGUGCAUAGAGGAGAAGGUGAAGAGUGUUCUGGAUGACAUGCUGGAGAAGUUGCCUGAGGAAUAUAAUUUGGCAGAGCUCAUGAGUAAGACAGUAGAGAGGAGCCCCUACAUCCUAGUGUGCUUGCAGGAGUGUGAGCGAAUGAAUGUGCUGCUGGCAGAGAUACACAGAUCAUUAAAAGAGCUGGAACUGGGACUGAAGGGUGAACUGAGUCUUUCUUCAGACAUGGAGAUUCUCCAAACAGCUCUGUUCUAUGACAGUGUUCCAGAGAGCUGGAGCAGGCUGGCAUACCCUUCAACCAAAACACUUGCCCUGUGGUUCAUUGAUGUUCUGGCCCAGUGUCGGGAGUUAGACACUUGGACUCAAGACUUUGUGAUUCCUGCUGUGGUUUGGAUCUCUGGGCUCUUUAGCCCUCAAUCAUUUCUCACAGCAAUUAUGCAGAGCAUAGCCCGGAAGAAUAAGUGGCCUUUAGAUAGGAUGAGUCUGUCUGUGGAUGUCACCAAGAAAACUAAGGAUGAUUAUGGACAUCCUCCUCGAGAGGGAGCGUAUAUAUAUGGACUCCACAUUGAGGGUGCUCGUUGGGACAACUUCACAGGUUUGUUAUCAGAGGCUGUUUUGAAGGAGUUGACUCCAGCCAUGCCAGUGCUGUAUAUACGUGCAGUGCCUGCUGACCAGCAGGAUGUGAAGAACACAUAUGAGUGCCCAGUGUACCGCACCAAACUCCGCGGCCCCACCUACAUCUGGAGCUUCCGCCUCAAAUCACGCCAUCCUCCUGCAAAGUGGGUCCUUACAGGAGUGGCUCUGCUUAUGUCUGUGUGAACAGGGCCACUCUGUUCCGCUCAAAUAUGUUGUCCUUUUUUCAGGUCUGUUAUAUAGUUACCUUUAUAAUAAGUAUUGUGUUGAUUUUUAUCUGCUGUUAAAAAAAUGGUUGAAUUUAAGUUUUUUAAUGUGUCAAUUUAAUAUGAUAGAAUGUGCAUAUAGAGUGUUAUGUUGUAAUCUAUGUAGUGUAUGGAUUUUUAGAAACUUGAAUGUUAAUAAAUAGUUUGGAAGAUCAAAACAUAAUAGAAAGCAAUGUUAGGCAAAAUGUUUGGGACUGAUUGCCUCUUUAAUUGCAUAUUUUUUUCAUACAAUGAAAGUGAAUGGUGACUGAGACUGUCAUUCUGUCUAAGAAUGCCUUUUGUGUUCCACAAUAGAAACAAAGUAAAACAGGGUUGGAACAACAUAGGGAUGAGUUAGUAAUAACAUCAUUUUCAUUUUUGGUUGAAAUAACCCUUUAAGACUAAGAGUAGCUUAUAUGAAAAGCAGCUUUUAUGGCAACCCAGUGCCCAAUGAAUGAAACUAUCUUCUCGAGUGCCAUCACAAUAAGAGACUCCCAGUAUAUUAUGUAGGCUGAUUUUUAAAUGAGGUGUGUUUGACAUUGACUCUCCUCUCCCGCUGAAUACAGAUAGAUCACUGCGAUUCAUCUCAUGUCGAGAAACCAAUUUGCUAGCUUCUUUGAAUGGCAUGAUUGAGCUUGUCAGUUUUUUGCUCAACCUAUGUGUGGUUUAAUAACUAUAUAUUACUAGGUAUCAUAAUGCUGAACUACAAAUGUGCUUUUGUUCAGUACUAUUUCAGAAGGUAUUAGACAGCAACUUUAUAUUCCACACGAUCACAAAAUAAACAACAUCUGCUGCUGUGUUUGUCUGGGAUUGUUUAUACACCCUUCCCACAGUUCUUUGCUAUGACGCAGACCUUGUCAGGAGACAAGAAAAUGAUACAUCUGUCCGGGAGAGGGAAAUGAGUGGUUAGCACAAGAUCUGGAGCUCUUCCUCCCCUCUCAGUGAGUCCAGCAGCAGGCGCGCAGCGAGUAAUAAUGGCCCACAACAGGAUGGAUCUGUAACUGUUUAGACAAUUUGUCUAAACAGUCAGCCAAUUAAGCUUUACAGCUUUCUGCAUUGUAGAAAGUUCACACUCUUACUGACACAUACAAAGGUCUAUGUUUUUAAUAUGAUUAGACACAAGAUAUUUAAAAGUGUUUGGCAUAGUUCAUACUGUAUUCCUACCACUCGGUUGGCAGUAAGUUUCUAUUUUACUUCAAACAUUUUGAAACAUUAAAGACCCCAUAAAAUCAUUUGAUGAG
Xyrauchen texanus (razorback sucker) is the source of this 14701-nucleotide messenger RNA. Its product is annotated as dynein axonemal heavy chain 11. The record is from RefSeq and is a predicted model, not a curated record. Gene Ontology annotation, molecular function: minus-end-directed microtubule motor activity; ATP hydrolysis activity; dynein intermediate chain binding. Bases 1 to 13401 code for a protein of 4466 amino acids. Gene Ontology annotation, biological process: microtubule-based movement. NCBI's taxonomy places the organism in Eukaryota, Metazoa, Chordata, Actinopteri, Cypriniformes, Catostomidae. Gene Ontology annotation, cellular component: dynein complex. The transcript has 82 exons.